AGAAUACCCACCUCUCCAAGCCAAGAACCGUAACUUGUUUUACACUCAGCAGAAGUGUAGGCGUCAAUGAAAGUUAUGAAACACAUCUCCUGAUCUCCCCCUCCGAUUUCUGUAAUAAUCUUAUCCACAGAUUUCCUCGAUAUCUUCGCCAAUUCAAUAAAACACGACUGACAGAGACACAGAACCCAACUCCAUAAAGCAAUCCAAAGCAAUCUCUAAUCUAAGGCCUUCCCCUAGGUCUCAGAUUACUUACCAACUGCCACACCCAGAUGAUGUUCGGCGGCAGAAGCAUGGGCGGCGGUGGCGGAGGAGGAAGCAUGUUCCGUACAGUCAGUAGGGCGGCGCUGACCAGAACCACCGGUGUUGCAAUCCAAGAACCCAUCUCAUCUUCUAGUUCCAACUCCAACUCCAACACCACAACUGCUACCAGUCCUACGUCUUCUAGAAAUACCCAGAAGCCCGGUUCGGUCAGUAACCUUUCUCUCUCUACUCCUACCUCUCCGAACUGUGGGCCUGUUCCUGCGAGUUCCGGCGGGCCCAACUGGCCCACCUCGCCGCAGUUUGAUGAUUGCGAUUGGGUUUCUGUGGAUGGGAGUGAAGAGGUUGAGAAAGCUCAUGGCUUUCUCGAUGACUUUGUUCUCGGACCUGUUCCUUCCGGAGAUGAAGUUCGCAACGCUGUUUCUGCUCUUCAACAGGUGUUCACUCCAACUCAUCACCCCCAGUUCAUCCGGGAUAAGUUUGGUUCCGAGUACUGGGACAAGGAUGUAACUGAUCAGAUGAUGAGUGCUUCUGGUUCCAUGCGUAGAGUAUCUUCAUUUGUAUCCGAACAAGAUUGGAUAGAGCCUUCUGCUCAUCUUUGUGAUUCCCGGCCUCAGGGAUGUCAAAGAGUUUAUGAGGCCUUCAGUUUAUUGCAGAAUGAGUCAUCUGUUCAGAAAAUGGUGGUUUCACUGUCAUCUGAUAGAGCAGUUUGGGAAGCUGUGAUGAACAAUGAGGUAGUGAGGGAGCUCAGGGAAUCUUUCUGUGCAGCUGAAGAGAACAGUUCCGAGAGCCCAUCUGAAGAUACUGAUGACAGCAGUACAGCAACAAACUUUUUGAGGUGGAUCUUUCAAAAUACUGUCGGAAAGGUAAUGGAGGUAAUAGAGAACAUUACUAAGCUUUUUGAUCACUUGUUUCAACCUCAAAGCAAUGGCAAGGCGAAAACUGAAGCUGGUAAUCUAUUUGAGGAGAGGCUGAGAACAUCGGUCAUGCUCUCUGUCGUGGUCCUCUUGGUUGUGGUGGUUACUCGAUCCCACAGUGCUUGACCAUAAUCCGUUGACAUCACAGGUGGAAUUUCCCCAUAGAUUGGCUUUCUGUUAUAUUUUAAUGUAUCUAGACACAUCUGCUGUUUCAACUCAUCUUUUUUUUCCCGAUGUUCAAGUCUGGCACAUAGAGCCGGCAGAGGUUUCUGAUAUGGGGCUGUAUGGAAUAUUUGUAGUGUUUUAGUGAACUAGUGGAUGAUUGAAUAUUUCAUUUGUGAUA
Argentina anserina (silverweed cinquefoil) is the source of this 1518-nucleotide messenger RNA. RefSeq lists its product as uncharacterized. The transcript is spliced from 4 exons. Lineage: Eukaryota; Viridiplantae; Streptophyta; Magnoliopsida; Rosales; Rosaceae. The record is from RefSeq and is a predicted model, not a curated record. The coding region runs from base 270 to 1301 and encodes 343 amino acids.